AUGCGCGGAGGAGGAGUGGACGUAGGCCUCGAUACCGCUGCGCGCGCGAAAAACGAUGCUGUCAUGGUCGUCAGCCCGCGUUCCGAUGAGAGCGGUCCCUUGUUUCGUACAGUGGCCUCUUUCUUCCUCUUCUCGUUUCAUUCUCUUUUCGCCGAGGAGAUUCAUCUAGAUGACGACAAAUUCUACCUCCACAUGGUGCAACGACGCCAACUCUUGAACGUGUGGACGAUCCUCUCUCUGCUGCUAAUACAGGGCCACAUGGGCACCUUUUUCUUGCUCGUGUCAGUGCGAAGACGACUGGAGCGAGCGCCGUUGACUCUACUUGACGGACUUGCUAGCCCAUUGAUUUACCUUAUCCGUUCCGCCAAGUUCCACGAAACCCAAGACACGAGUCGAUUGAAAAUGGCAACGCCAGAGAUUGCGCACACGGACGGGGCCAGGUUGUCUGUCCUUCGAGGCUAUGAUACCUCGCACCUGGUGGUCGACGAGAAGUGGGUGAAGCAGAAGUCGGGCGAGGUUGAAUUCCCCAAAUCCAAGGCCAUCGCGGAGCAAGAGGCCAUUGCCGAAGAGGGACGCACAUAUCACGGCUACAACGCUGGCUCUUACUAUCUACCAAAUGAUCCUGCGGAACAUGAACGACUGGAUCAUCAACACCGCAUGGUCCGCCUCAUCCAGCAGGGCAAGCUGGGUCUAGCACCUGUGCAAAACCCCAAGAAUGUCAUUGACGUUUGCACCGGCACGGGCAUCUGGGCCACUGAAUAUGCCAGCGAACAUCCCGACUGCACGGUGCUCGGCAGCGACCUGAGCGCCAUCCAGCCGCGCGAGGGCGUGCCCAACUGCAGCUUUAUCCAGCACGACGUCGAGAAGCAGGACUGGGACUAUGGCCGGCAGUUCGACUACGCCUACUUCCGGUACAUGGUGACGUGCUUUGACGACAUGCCGGCCGUGCUGCGCAAGGCCCGCGACAGCCUGCGCGAGGGCGGCUACCUGGAAAUCUUCGACACUCCCAUCCAGGCCCUCAGCCUCGACGGCAGCAUCGAUGGCACCGCCCUCGCCGAAUGGGGCGACGUCGGCCGCGCCGCCGGCCGUGCCCUCGGCCGCGACAUGGCCAAGCCCCGGCAGUACAAGCGCUGGCUCGAGGAGGCCGGCUUCGUCGACGUCGUCGAGACCAUUGUCGCCGCCCCCGUCAACGAGUGGUGCCGCGACGAGCACCAAAAGGAGAUUGGCCGCUUCAUGUUUCACGACUUUUACGCCCUCAUCGGCGGCCUCAAGAAGCUCGUCCUCGCCGCCGGCUACUCCUCGGACGCCGCAGAUGACUUUUUGCGCCGCGUCCGCGCGACGAUUGAGGACCCCAAUGUGCACGCCUAUUACGAGAAAUACAUCGUCUACGGCCGGAAGCCCCGCGCCGAUGAAGUGCCCGCCACGCUUCUCACAGGGGAAGCCCAAAAGGAGAGCACAGAAGCCGCCGCCGCCGACGAGAAGCCGUCUAGCCUCGGUGGCUUCAUCAUCUCCUCUCUCGUCAUGUGCAGAGACUCUACUGCGCUACGCUCGGGUGUCAGCACGAUUCCUGCUGCGACCUGGCCCGCGCAGGAAGCCAUUGUCUCGGAACGCAACAAGCCACCACAUGGCGCCACCAUGCAUGUUUACCGCGCCGGCCAGCUGUCUGAGCUUGGACGACGUCGCAAAGUGGUGACCUCUUGCGUAGUAGCAACGUGUGCCAUUUUCCUCGCUGCAUCCACGUUGGCCUGUCACAUUUGGCACCACACCCACCCUAUCCUGUCUGGUACCAGCAUGGCCUCGGAAGGGACUAUACAGGAGAGACAGACAUGA
Cordyceps militaris CM01 is the source of this 1830-nucleotide messenger RNA. Its product is annotated as TAM domain methyltransferase, putative. The transcript has 13 exons. Gene Ontology annotation, molecular function: methyltransferase activity. Lineage: Eukaryota; Fungi; Ascomycota; Sordariomycetes; Hypocreales; Cordycipitaceae. Bases 1 to 1830 code for a protein of 609 amino acids. The record is from RefSeq and is a predicted model, not a curated record.